GCCUGGGGGAGCAGACUGUAUCAUCUGCCCUCCCGGCGGUCUUCAGAGGGACCCUUGGUCUGGCCUCCCAGGCAUGGAUACCUCUGAGGAGCCCAGCCGGUGCCCUGCCCAAGGGACAUGCCCAGUGUUCCUGGCCAUGAGCUCAGGAGCUGUCCUCUAUGCCCCAUCAGGCCCUGCACAGGAGAGGAACUUGGGAGAGAAACCCUGGGGCACAGACAGCUCGCCCCAGACAGACGAGGGGCUCCCACCAACCCUUGCAGCUGUCCCAGUCUCCUGGAAAAGCGUGGGCCCCUGCAAAGGCCACAGGGAGCCCCUGGGAGCCCUGGUGGAGGCCUCUGCAGGGGAGAAGGCCCAAGCUGAGGAAGGCCCUGCAGCCUCCCGACUGGAUAUGUCACGCCUUCGUAGCUCCUCCAUGGAGAUCCGAGAGAAGGGCUCAGAGUUCCUGAAGGAGGAGCUGCACAAAGCCCAGAAGGAGUUGAAGCUGAAGGAUGAGGAAUGUGAGCGACUGGUCAAGGUGCGUGAGCAGCUGGAGCAGGAGCUGGAGGAGCUGACAGCCAGCCUGUUUGAGGAAGCUCACAAGAUGGUUCGAGAAGCCAACAUGAAGCAGGCAGCAUCAGAAAAGCAGCUGAAGGAGGCUUGGGGCAAGAUCGACAUGCUGCAGGCGGAGGUGACAGCCUUGAAGACACUGGUCAUCACGUCCACACCAGCCUCUCCCAACCGUGAACUCCACCCACAGCUGCUGAGCCCCACUAAGGCUGGGCCCCGAAAGGGCCACUCGCGCCAUAAGAGCACCAGCAAUGCCCUCUGCCCUGUUGCUGCAUGCCCGCCUGCAGGGCGCACCCUCACCCCAGACAAGGAGGGCAAGGAGCCUGGGUUUCCUCCACUACUCUCCCUGCUCCUGUGUGUGAUCCCCAGCAAGGCCGUCCACCUUACCUACGAGCCAGCCUGGCAGCUCCCGCCUGGGGAGCCGCCCUCGGCCCCCACCUCUGCUACCUCUCUCUCCUUUUCCCGACAGGUGGACACAACCCUGUUUACAGAGUUCCAGACCUGGAGGGCAUCACCCACUCUGGACAAGACCUGCCCCUUUCUGGAAAGGGUGUACCGUGAGGAUGUGGGCCCCUGCCUGGACUUCACCAUGCAGGAGCUCUCAGCGCUGGUACAGUCCGCCGUGGAGGACAACACUCUCACCAUUGAGCCCGUUGCUUCUCAGACGUUGCCCACGCUGAAGGUGGCCUCUGUUGAGCGUGGCAGUACCAACACGUGUGCCCUGAGUGGGCUGGCCCGCACCUGCCGCCAUCUCAUCCGGCUCGGGGACUCUGAGAGCCAUUACUACAUCUCACCUUCCUCCCGAGCCAGGAUCACGGCAGUAUGCAACUUCUUUACCUACAUCCGCUAUAUCCAACAAGGCCUGGUGCGGCAGGAUGCGGAGCCGAUGUUCUGGGAGAUCAUGAGGCUGCGGAAGGAGAUGUCACUGGCCAAGCUUGGCUUCUUCCCCCAGGAGCCCUAGGGCAUGGCCCAGAGCCUGGAGCCGGACUCUGAGCAGGAAAGAACAGAUGUCUCAUAACAGACAGACCAGAAGACCGGGUCCUAAAACCAGCCCUGAGCCAGAAGCUGAAAGAACAGACAAACAGCCAAGCCAUGGAAGCACCACUGAGCCAUCACCAAAUGUCCAUUCCAGGACAAGUAGAGGGACAGAUUGGCCUGGACUUCAUGAGAUGACCUUUGUGUCUUCUCCAUGCAUUGUGCAACCACCAGGAGAAUUUCAAGAAAGCACCAAAGACCAUGGAACUCCAAGCCAUAUUUGGGGGAUUAGACCUUGGGGGGAGACCCCUGGAUGGCCAACAGCCCCUCCGUGGUCUAAAGAGCUGCUCCCUACAGGCACCUUGUUGCUGCCACACCUUCAGAAAGGGACUGUCCUGGGAUGGCCAGAUCUCCAGGAUAUCCUCCACUACAGUCCCUAGGCCCUGGUCCACCAGCACCCUCUAGUGGCCAUCCCUCAUCCUGUUCCCAUGUGGACUCCAUGUUGGACUGUCCCAGUAUCCCAUGCCAUUCCAAUGACCAGUUGGCAGCAUGGCCUCUACAGCUGUCUCCUCCAACCUGUGCAAGGUGGGGAACUGCCUCAAAGCACUAAAGAUGAACCCCUCUUCCCUCUCUCUAUAUAAAGGCUUCCCUUUUCCUCCCUCCCAUCUUGGUCUGGCUUCAAGAGGCUCUGAUCCCAAAACUACUGGACUGGGGCACUUUCCUCCUAAAGUGUGACACAGAGUGGACCUCAGGAUGCCUGCUGCAAUUGUGUGUGGCCAUUCAGACAACAGGCGCCCUGUAUAUUUGGGGCUGGAAGAGGUGGGCAGGACCUGGGCCUUGUCCCACCCAUUACAACCCACUCACUUGGAACAGACCAGGGUUAGGGGCUCCAACCUGAACACAUCCCUUACCAUGCCGGAUUUCCUUCUUUGAGUGGAAUGUAACUCGAUCUCUAUUUAAUAAAGGAAGGCUUUGUUGGUAGGAGCUGGGCAGCUGUGGCCUUCACUCCUGCGCCCCGGGGCUCUGGCCAGGGCUUGGGCAUCUGAAGGAAUGAAAUCAAAUCCUUUCCCUGCCAGCCCUCGUGCUUGGGAUUAAACUCAAAUCCUACAGCCACCUCCCCCUCACCACAGCCACUGCCAUUUACUUGCUGUAGGGAAGGUUGGAGCCCUCCUUAGUGUUCUGUGGUUUAUGGGGGAUUGGGAUGAGCCUGGCCUCCCUCUCUCUGUGUAGUUUGGGCAGUUCCUUCCUAUGUGUCUCCUCGCCCUCAAAGAUGGCCUAUUCCAGUCUACUAGCAGCCUGGAUCCCACAGUCAGAACAUCCACGCUGCCCAGGACUUGGCAGGACAGUGUACAAUUGAUUGGUGACAUCUGCCCAUAGCAUAGGUGGGUACUAUGGAAAUGCUGGAUUUCCCAGCCUGGGUCUUAGAUGGAUUCUUAGCAGGGAAUAGAAGACACAGUUGGAAGAAGGUGGGGUGGCUGGGGUUUCUGAGGACUUGGAGUAUGCAAAGGAGGUAUUGUGGUACCUAACCCCCCACCCACCCAAUACACAUACACACACAAACCUGUAGGGUUUUGUGCUGGGGCUAGUAUUACCUCAAGGGGACUUCUCUGUUGUUCUGAAGCCCAGGGCAACUCAGGCCUGAUAGAUCAGGCCAGCUUUGAGCUGGCUAGAGACUGUCAAGGUCCUCUACCUUCUCAUCUUCUCUGGCCAGUAGCUUUUCCCCAGGACUCUCCUG
Molecule: messenger RNA, 3256 nt
Organism: Castor canadensis (American beaver)
Lineage: Eukaryota; Metazoa; Chordata; Mammalia; Rodentia; Castoridae
Source: RefSeq, a predicted model, not a curated record